ACGUUAAUAAUAAGCCGUGCUUACGGAUGGCUGUGCUUCGGCCGUCGUGUCGUCACCGCUGCGAACCAGAGAACAAGUUUUAGUCGGUCGGCGGCUUUGACCAUUCUCUCUCUCUCUCUCUCUCUCUCUCUCUCUUCUUUCUGCGCUGUUCUUCCUCUGCUCUCCUCGCGAAGCCUAGAGCGUUGAGCGAUGGCGUUCCCUCGUGGGUUGUGCACGGUUUCGAGGCUCGCGCGGCGAGGCUUCAAUGGGUACCGCCGGCUUCCUUCUUCGGACCAUCGGCUUCCCGCCCUGAUUCAGACCCACUUCGCCGGCUCUCCUAUGACGGUGUUGGGCUGCAAAGAUAUCUACUCAUGGUGUUUACCUUCCUCAUAUAGUAUCAGACAUCAGAUUCAUCAUCAAACAGCGGUUGAGGUAGAACAACUUGACCCAUUCUCACUUGUUGCAGAUGAGCUAUCUGUACUUGCUAACAAAUUGCGAUCAAUGGUUAUUGCUGAGGUCCCAAAACUUGCCUCGGCUGCUGAAUAUUUUUUUAAAUUGGGUGUGGAAGGGAAAAGGUUUCGCCCUACAGUUUUACUUUUAAUGGCUAGUGCUUUGCAUAUGCCUCUGCCAGAACCAAGUGAUGGUAGUGUAGGAGAUGCUGUGUCUUUGGAACUACGUACAAGACAGCAGUGCAUAGCUGAGAUCACAGAGAUGAUUCAUGUCGCAAGCCUUCUUCAUGAUGAUGUCUUGGAUGAUGCAGACACAAGACGUGGUAUUGGUUCAUUAAAUUUUAUCAUGGGAAACAAGUUGGCAGUUUUAGCUGGGGAUUUUCUCCUUUCUCGAGCUUGUGUGGCACUUGCAUCCUUGAAAAACACAGAGGUUGUAUCAUUGUUAGCAACAGUAGUAGAGCAUCUUGUUACUGGUGAAACUAUGCAAAUGACCUCAUCGUCUGAUCAGCACUGUAGCAUGGAAUAUUAUAUGCAGAAGACAUAUUACAAGACAGCAUCAUUGAUUUCAAACAGCUGUAAGGCUAUUGCUAUUCUUGCUGGACAAACAACAGAAGUUGCCAUGCUGGCUUACGAGUAUGGCAGAAACCUGGGUUUGGCAUUUCAAUUGAUAGACGAUGUUCUGGAUUUCACUGGGACAUCAGCAUCCUUGGGGAAGGGUUCUCUAUCUGACAUCCGCCAUGGAAUUGUGACAGCUCCUAUGUUGUUUGCCAUGGAGGAAUUUCCUCAGUUACGCACAGUUGUUGACCGGGGCUUUGAUGACCCAGCAAAUGUUGAUCUUGCUCUUGAGUAUCUUGGAAGGAGUCGUGGAAUACAGAGGGCAAGGGAACUAGCCAAAAAGCAUGCAGAACUUGCCGCUACAGCAAUUGAUUCUCUUCCCGAGAGCGACGAUGAGGACGUCCGGAAAUCAAGGCGAGCACUCGUGGACCUCACACAUAUAGUCAUUACAAGAAACAAAUGAUGCAGGGGGCUCACUCUUCGUUCAAUAACAAACACGUCAUAGAGGAGGUUUUGAUCUUUUUGUAAUCAUUCCUUGAAAGGUGGGGGGUAAUUUUGCCCUCUUUAUCAAUAUUCCUUUAAUUUAUCCAAUGUGUUCCAAUAAUCAUCUGAAUAGGAAGUUGUUCAUUGUAUAAUAGACCCCAAUUAGAUAGUAGGAUUUGAAUUUCGUAUAUUGUAAGCUCCCUUUUAUCAUUUGCUGUUUUCUAUGCUCUUUUA
Messenger RNA from Eucalyptus grandis, 1700 nucleotides. Its product is annotated as solanesyl diphosphate synthase 3, chloroplastic/mitochondrial. Gene Ontology annotation, molecular function: prenyltransferase activity. The record is from RefSeq and is a predicted model, not a curated record. NCBI's taxonomy places the organism in Eukaryota, Viridiplantae, Streptophyta, Magnoliopsida, Myrtales, Myrtaceae. The transcript has 12 exons. Gene Ontology annotation, cellular component: transferase complex. Gene Ontology annotation, biological process: ubiquinone biosynthetic process; isoprenoid biosynthetic process. Bases 190 to 1446 code for a protein of 418 amino acids.